Messenger RNA from Naegleria fowleri, 591 nucleotides. RefSeq lists its product as uncharacterized. Gene Ontology annotation, molecular function: GTPase activity; GTP binding. The record is from RefSeq and is a predicted model, not a curated record. The coding region runs from base 1 to 591 and encodes 196 amino acids. Gene Ontology annotation, cellular component: endoplasmic reticulum exit site; COPII vesicle coat. Lineage: Eukaryota; Heterolobosea; Eutetramitea; Acrasida; Naegleriidae. The transcript has a single exon. Gene Ontology annotation, biological process: endoplasmic reticulum to Golgi vesicle-mediated transport; intracellular protein transport; vesicle organization.
AUGUUCCUCUUUGACUGGUUUUUCUCCUUGUUACGAGCAAUAGGGAUCCUUCAAGACAAAAUCAAAGGCCGAGUGCUUUUCCUGGGCUUGGACAAUGCCGGAAAAACCACUCUUCUCUAUAAACUCAAAACUGGCCUCAUGCAACAAUUCAAUCAGACCAUGUAUCCCAAUAAUGAAACCGUUGAAAUCUCGUCUUCAUGCACAAUUCAAGUCAUUGAUUUGGGGGGACAUCCACUCGCCCGAAAGCUCUGGAAAGAUUAUUAUCUGGAUGUGAGUGGAAUUGUAUUCAUGGUCGAUGCUGUCGAAAGAAAACGAAUUCAUGAGGCACGAGCUGAGUUGUACAAUAUUCUAAAAGACAAUGAUCUUGCACAAGUUCCGAUCGUGAUCAUGGGUAACAAAGUGGACAAUCCAAGUGCCAUGCCAGAAUUUGAACUCUCCGAACAGUUGGACGUAACACAUUUGAGAACUGGUAAGAAUGUGGAUCAAUCGUUUGGCGCUCAAAGACCACUUGAAAUUUUCAUGACCAGCGUGUCUAAGGAUUUCAAUAUUGCAGAAUCUUUGGAUUGGCUUGCCUCUCGAAUUCGGAAAUAA